Tetrahymena thermophila SB210 is the source of this 1244-nucleotide messenger RNA. Its product is annotated as class I chitinase. The transcript has a single exon. Gene Ontology annotation, biological process: chitin catabolic process; cell wall macromolecule catabolic process. The record is from RefSeq and is a predicted model, not a curated record. Gene Ontology annotation, molecular function: chitinase activity. NCBI's taxonomy places the organism in Eukaryota, Ciliophora, Oligohymenophorea, Hymenostomatida, Tetrahymenidae.
AAUUUUUUAAGAUAAAAUGGGUUUCACUCCACCUUUAAAUAUUUUAUUAUAAAUUUUAUAAUUAAAUAUUAUCAUAUAAUAAAUAAUAACUCCAAAAAAAUAAAACAUGAAAGCUACCCAAUUCACACUCUAAAUAAUAUUGUUGCUGAGCUUGUGCUUUGCUGAAAGUAAUAACUUCAAAGGUUAAGGAUAGACUAACAAAAGACCUUUCUAGACUUCAUCAGGCAGUCGUAAUUUUACCUCUUGGUUGAAUGGAGUAAAUAUAGCUAAAUCUUUAGAGCAUAUUGCUUAUGUUUCUCAGUAGAGUAUCAACUAAUGGUUAGUAGAUAUCACGAGUGCAAGCUAAAAAUAUCCAACUUUUUGCAACACUGGUAACGAUUUAGCUGAUAAGCAAGAGUUUGCUGCGUUUUUAACUAUUAUUGGAUCAGAAACAGAAUUUUCUUAUGGUUUCCCUUGUAGUCGUGAAUCAGGAUGUCCUGAUUGCGUGCAUUGCUCUUACAAUAGUAGAGGAUUAUAGUGCAUAUAGAAUUAAAAUCUCUAGUAUUAUGGAAGAGGACCAAUCUAACUUUCUUGGGAUUACAAUUACAAAGCCUUUAGUUAAAGCUACUUUGGUGAUGAUAGACUAUUAAAUAAUCCUACUCUCAUGGAAAAUAACCCUGAAAUUUGUUGGGGAUCAGCUAUCUGGUUUUGGAUGAACUAACAAGGGUAUGGAGGAUGGUGUAUGCCAUAAGCAGCAUGGAGUGAGCAUGAUAACUGUAGUGCAAAAUGUCCAAACGGUCCCGAAGGCUGUACCUUAACUUAGUGCACAAAUAAUCACUGGCUACCUUAAAAGGUUGCAAGCUGUCAUGAUGCUAUGCAUUCUUCAGGAUCUAUUGGACAAGUAAUAAACAUAGUUAAUGGUGGUUACGAUUGUUGCCCUACUACAACUUACUUCACCAAUUUUGGACACACUCUUAAGAGAGUAGAAUGGUGGGGAACUAUUCUUUAAAAUUGGGGUUUAGGGUUACCAUGGAAUAAUUUGAAACCAGUACCUGUAAACGAAUGCCCAAGAGCCGUAAAUCACAUUGACUGUACUUAACUAUUAACAAACUAAUGGUGUUGGGGUUGUUGUAGUGAAAUAUGAAAACAUUAAAAAAACUUUAAUUUCGAUAAAAAUAAAAAAUUAAUUAAUUUUUUUAGAAUUUGUUUGAUUUUUUUAUACUACAUUAGUAAGAUAUAAUAUUUUAUCCUUUUUUUUAUCUUUA